GAUUUAGAGGAUAUAAUUACAUGUAUAUAAACGCAUUCUUGUGAGGCCAAUCUUUUUGAUUUGUUGAAUUGGAGGAAAAGAUUAGACGAGCAGCCAAUGCAAUGAUGAAAUAUCUAAUUAUAUCCCUGGUGAUAUCAAACCUGAUGAUCACCACGAUUGCAACAACAACGAACAACCGAGUCCUUUUAAGUAGUGUAUUGGUUGGAUCUGCACUAGCGGCGUCUGUUUAUGGGUACUACAACUUCAGUCCAGAAGAGUUGGCCGUGCUUACGACGGCGGUACUUGUUUUACACUUCCCUGGAAACCAGAACACAGCAGAAGUAUCAUGCGCAGUCCCGGGGUAUACGUAUAACUCUUUAUUGGGAUGUUAUCGUAUUCAAAACGAACCUGGAUUGCCCUAUGAUGAUGCUAAACAAGAGUGUGUCAACGAUGGCGGCCGGCUUUUGUUGGUAAAUUCGGCAGCAGAAGCCACAGAACUUGCGUCAUUACUAACGCAAGCGUCGGUCGGUGGCGCAUGGAUACAAGGUACACGGGCGACCGUCUCGUCGCCAUGGUUGACUGACGCUGGUGAACCCUUGCCCUAUAUAGGCACUUAUGUUGAUAGUGCUUCUUCUUUGGCAUUGGGAAUGGGGAUAGGAAGUGACGUAGUAUUCGCUCCGGCGGAUGUAUUUUCUCCACUUUCUUUUGUUUGUGCAAUAUGAUAUGCUGGAAAAUAAAGAACAAAUUGGAGUUUUUUAAAUUUCAUUUUCUAUUCAAUUUUUUUAAUUUUUUGAAAUCAUGAAAAAAGAUUGACUUAAACAAAAUAAGACUUCAUUCCUGACUAAAAUACUAAUUUUUGGGAACUCCAUCAAGAUUUGAAAAAUUCUUUUAGGUCACACAAUUGUUCCUGUGUAAUGGACAGCUUGUCUUAUUAUCUACAAUGUGUGUUACUGUUGCUUUUUAAUACCAUAUCAUCAAAUGAGUAUAUAACCUGAUCUUUUACUCUCUAAACAAAUAAUAAGUUACCUAUAACUGUAUUUGAAAUAUCUGAAAAUUAAGAAUUAUGC
Messenger RNA from Magallana angulata, 1046 nucleotides. RefSeq lists its product as uncharacterized. Bases 102 to 701 code for a protein of 199 amino acids. Lineage: Eukaryota; Metazoa; Mollusca; Bivalvia; Ostreida; Ostreidae. The record is from RefSeq and is a predicted model, not a curated record. The transcript has 5 exons.